Naegleria lovaniensis is the source of this 1176-nucleotide messenger RNA. RefSeq lists its product as uncharacterized. Lineage: Eukaryota; Heterolobosea; Eutetramitea; Acrasida; Naegleriidae. The coding region runs from base 1 to 1176 and encodes 391 amino acids. The transcript has a single exon. The record is from RefSeq and is a predicted model, not a curated record.
AUGCUUGACCGUUCAACAGCUAACCAACAACCAUCAUCAACUCUGGGAGGUUCAAUGGAAACCAAAAGAUCUCUGACACGAGAACAAUCCAUCGAGUUCAACGGCAUUGAUAUUCUACGAAUACCUCUCUGCUCGAUAAAAACAUUCUAUCAUGACCCUACGAGUAGUAGCAUCACAACCCAACAACACUAUUCAUCGAAGAAUACAUGCAAUAACACAACUACGACGAAUACCACUGAAGAAACGAAUGAACGAACACAACAACAACCACACGAACCAUACAAACAACAAGAACAACAACAACCAUUCGCACCAAGGAUGACAGAAACAACAACAACACCUACGUUGGAGAUCCCUCGAACUUGUCCAACGACGGUUAUGGACCCAGCUCAAGCGAACCGUUGUUUCAACCAAAUACAAAAUUUUUCAUUCUCCAUGCAACCACAACUUUACUCUGUGAAUACACCCGUUGCAACCGAUGAGGAACAAUGCUUGGAUCACCAACCCAUUCUCCACUCCAAUGCAUCCGUUUCUACAACAACAACAACCACUUUUUCAAUUCCUUCUCUCUUUCGAUCACAAAUUUUCGCAUCCAAUCAAUGCAGACGAGUGGCAACCGUAGGUCUCUUUCUCUUUCACAUCCUUCUGCAGAUGGUAUUGAAUUUGCUGUGUGCAGGACAAGCCUUUUUAUUUGAGAAUUUUUCACUCGUGGCUGUGCUUGUCUAUGUACCAAAGAUUGUUAUUGGAACCAUGAUUGUGAUUGCCAUCCAGAGAAAGCAAGUAAGAUUACUCCACUUCUUGUUGGGUGCCUUGCUGUUGGAUUUGAUUUAUGUUUCCAUGUUUUUGGUGAUUGUCUACUCGGGGACUUUGCAAUUGGGAGGACAAGGAAAGAGAUUUUCAGAAACUUUUGAAAUGCAAGAUCAUUAUGAGCCUCGUCAUUUACAAGCUGCACCAUUCUCGCUUAUUGCACCUCUCAAUUUAUUCCAUGAAAGGACGGGAGUGUUUUUGGAAGAGGUGAAACCAAAGCCACCUCCUCAAAACAAUAACCCUCCCAAGAAACAACAAUCUGAAACGAAAAGCUUUAGAAUGGAAUAUUGUAUUUCCAUUCAAUUUGUAGAGCUUGCAGUUAUAUUCUUGACAUUGUUUUGGACCUACAGUCUGGGCUCAUCUUCGUAG